UUGUAAUAUGUUGUAAUUGUAUAAUGUGUCCUAUAUAUCUUUAGUACCUAGCUGUACAACGUUGUUGCAAAUGGUCAGACGUAGGUUUAGCCGUUUAGUCACUAAUGAAAUGCACUGCUAACGUCGGCAGGCAAUUAUGGGUAAUGAGAUUGCUCCUCGCUACGGUUACCAUUGGUGACGCCGACGCUGUGAAGAGAUUUACCUCAAUCCAUUGACCUGUUAUUUGGUUAUUUGUUAAAAGUUAGAGAACCAUGACGACAAAACAGAAGAAGGCUUUACAAAGCUCAAUUGAUGAUGUACUUGGAGGUCUUUUGGACGAUGAUGAUUUCCCAGCAAAGACACAAACACCUUCCCGUGAGCGCACAAGGGCCAAAGGUGUACUUCCAUCACGCAGUGGCAAAAAGUCUGUGUUGGAUGAUGACGAAUUCUUCAGUAAACUGGCAGAGGAAGCAGUGAAAGAAGAUGACCUGUCUGACGUGUCUGAGGCCGAUCCUCAAGCUCUUCUGGAGAGCAUGAAGGACAUUGAUGACAUGGAUGCUGAUCUGUUUGGCUCAAAGAAGAAGCCAAGCUCUGCCCCAGCACAGACAAAAAGCUACACCUCAGCAGGUUCAAAGCCAGAGCCCUCAAAACCUGGAGACAAACUGAGGGCCAGUGACACAGACGUGCCUGCCCGUGAGGAGAAGAAGCCCAGGUCAGCACCCGCAUCAACAGCACAGAGUUACAAGAAAUUCAGCUUCCUAGAUGAUGAUGAUGGUGGUGAUGGUGGAGAUGAUGUUCCACCUGGACCACCUGAUGGUGAAAAAGACUUUGAUGAUCCCCUGGAUGACCUACUGGAUGAUUUGGAUCCCCCAAAGGCACAGAAAAGCUCACUGUCAGAGAUAAAAAGUGACAGUCCCGCUGCAUCCCCUCUUGUCAGUCAGAAAAAGACAGAGAAAGCAUCGACAGCCCUGGCUCCAAAGACAAAGAAACGGGACGAGCUGACAUUUGAUGAUGAGGAGGAUGACCUCAUCGAUGCGCUAGGAUUUGGAGAAAUGUCUACAUCAAAGAACAAGACAGCCGCACUGGCUCCAAAGAAAGAGAGUGAGCCCCCCCAAAGACCACGCACCAGGCUGGAUGAGAUCUUGAGCCGAGGGACAUCCCCACACCUGCUGGAGCGCCCCCCAACAGGGGAGAAGAAAGAACAAAAACAGCAGCCACAACAGCAAAAGAACCCCAGUGCCAAAGAUGCUCCAGUUGGAGAGGAGGACUUAACGUUUGGCUCCUACCAGCCCACACUGGCCGGCACCCCAGAAGGAAGACAGUCCCGCAGGCAGUCAGUCAGAUUCUCCACAGAAGAUAUCAGCUCGCACUCACCUGAGCGCAAAUCAAAGCCCAGCACCCCUGCCACACCCACCUCCUCACGAGCCAGCAGGCCUACAGCUGAUUGGCUGGGACUCAAACAGGAUGAUGUUGAUGUAGAGGUCGAGCAGACGAAGAAAACAGCAGGGGGCGCUGUGGCAUCAGACGCCUCUAAAGUUCCUCCCUCCCCACCGUCAAGGCCUGGUAGUGAGAUUGCCACGUCUUCGCCCAAAAUCACCAGAUCCAGACAGGACACUACCAAGGGACUCCGAGAGGUGGGGGAGCAGGAGACGGAGAAAGAGCAGGAGGACGAUUGGUUGACCGGAGCUCUGAGUCGGAAGAAGACCAAGGAGGGGGAGAAGGUGGCUGCUCAUCAGGAUGCUCUCGGCUUGGGAGAGGAAGUGGAUCUGGACUCCUUUCUUAGUAAAGGCCAACCUACUCCAACAUCCCGAAGGAAACAAGAAGACACACUUGAGCUGAACAAAGAUGCAGGAAGUGGCUCUUCAGCUGCACAGAGGCCAGUAAGUCCCACUCCAUCCCUCUCAAAAGCUGGAAGGGGAGACCAACUAAGACCAACCAAAGCCAGUGAAGACCAGCGAGCCACCAAAACCAGAGUACCACAACAGAGGACAGUGGAGAAUACAGCUCCAGUUAGCCAACCUCAGGUGUCCUUGUCAGCAGAAAGCCUUCAGCAGCUUCUACUACAACAACAGCUGGCCAGCGGCUGGGGUCUGGGUGGACCGCUGGAGGUGGGGGUGGGAGCACUGCACAGGCAGCGCAGGGAGACCGAGCAGCAGACAGGGGAGCAGCUGGCCACCCUGCAGGCCCGCAUCAUCCAGCUGGAAGGCCAGGUGCGAACCCUCCAGCUAGAGCGGGACCAGAACCAGAUGCUGCUGGAGAGCAUGCAGCUCCGCCACAAACAGGACACAGAGCUGAUGGAGAACACACACAGGGCUCGCGUGAAGCUGCUGGAGGAGUCUGGGGCUCAGCGGGAGUUGCGAAUGCGGCAGGAGAACGAGGACCUGGCGGAGCGGCUGGCCUCGGUCACGCGGCUGGCUGACCAGGAGCGGGCCGAGCUGCAGGCGCAGCACCAGCGCCGCCUGGCCCAGAGCCAGCAGGACCGGGACCGCGAGGUGGAGAGGCUCCGCGACCUGCAGAGGAAGUCCAUUCUGGAGAUGAAGAAGGACCAUGAGGAGCAGGUCACUCGACUGAAGAGAUUGAAGGACGAGGAGAUUGAUGCAGUAACCAGUGCCACCUCACAAACCAGGUCCUUGACAGUGGUGAUUGAACAGAUGGAGCAAUUUUCGCGGCGGCUGGGGGACCUGUCCUCUCGUGUGGAGAGCACCCAUGAGCACACGACCCAAGGCCUGGAGCAGGGGGCAAGGCAAAGGGACGAGCAACUCAGAGUUAUGCAGGACCGUCUGGGCCAGCAGCAGAGGGCCAUGGCUGAGGAGAGGGCAAGGCUGCAGGAGGUCAUCGCCAAGAUGGACACACAGCUGGCCGAGCAGCAGAGGCAGCUGGAGAAGGAGCGCUGGAGAGUCUCUGCAGAACAGGCGAAAGCAGAGUCAGCCCUGCGGGGCCUGGAGGAGGAGCGACGGACCAUGAGCCAGCAGAUAGGCAUAGAGAGAGAGGAGCUGGAGAGAGCCAAGAGCGCACUGCUGGAGGAGCAGCAGCAGGUAAUGCAGCGCUGCGCUGAGGAGCGCAGGAAGCUGGCCGCCGAGUGGACGCAGUUCCACACGCAGGAGAAGCUGCGGCAGGAUCGCGUGGAGCGGGAGGCCAGCCGCGUUCUGGAGAGGGACGCCCACCGCGAGGGCUCAAUCAUCAGCUUUGCGCAGGAGCAGGCUGAGCUGAAGCUGAGGGCCGGGGAGUUGAAGCAGCGGGAGGACAUGGUGACCCGGGAGCGAGAGGCCCUGGACCGCCUCAGGGAGGACCUGGAUCGGGACAAGGAGAGGCUGAGUGCCACGGCCAUCCGACUCAAAACUCGCGCUCAGGAGGUGGAGAGCUUCAGCAAGCUGGCCUCCGAGAAGUUUGAAGAGGGCGAGAGAGCGCUGCAGGAGGCCCGACAGGUGGAGGCGGAGCAUCAGACUCGUCUGCGCAGCAUCCACGCCCAGAUGGAGCAACUGCGGCAGCAGGAACAACACCUGCACAAGGAGCGAAUGAGGGUAACUGAACACAGGAGAGAAGUUGAAAACAUGAGACACAGCCUCCCCAUACAUCUGCCCCCAGCCCCUAUUUACACAGAUUUUGCACCAGUGGGCAAUAGUCAGCUGAUGUCCUCUCUAGCAACUGUCCAAGUCCAGUCUCCUGGAAACAACGCAACAUCUCCAGAACUGCUAGCCAAAUUGGCGAUGCUCAGACACUCCGCAGAAAAGGACAGAGACUUCCUCCAAGAUGAACAGUUCUUCCUAGCCACACUAAGGACCACACCACACACAUCAUUCCACACGUAACAAUUUUGUACAUUAUGGUUUUUAUUUUCCAAGUGCAAUAAAAUUGAAUUAACACAU
Messenger RNA from Alosa alosa (allis shad), 3845 nucleotides. Its product is annotated as fas-binding factor 1 homolog. The record is from RefSeq and is a predicted model, not a curated record. Gene Ontology annotation, cellular component: ciliary transition fiber; ciliary basal body; centriole. Gene Ontology annotation, biological process: establishment of epithelial cell polarity; cilium assembly. Lineage: Eukaryota; Metazoa; Chordata; Actinopteri; Clupeiformes; Clupeidae. The coding region runs from base 252 to 3788 and encodes 1178 amino acids. The transcript has 32 exons.